UUUAUAGAAACCUGAAAGGGUUUCAGGAGAUGAAGACUCUUAACACCGCUACGAAAAUUACCUUAAAUGUAAAUCAUUUAAAUGGCAUAUAUUACAUUAUACCACUUUAAACCACUCCGUACAACUCCGCGACUAACUCAAGGCGGUGCAGACUGAACUUCCACCGUCCUGCGUUUUUGUUCCUUUGGGGGCUUUGAGGUGAAUUAGUUAUGUCUACCGUUAAGGCUUUGCCACUUUACCAACGGAAGCACAAGCAUUUUGACCAGGAUUACCGCAGUACGCAAACUAAGUAUACGGUCAAGGAAUAUACUGCUUCUUCAUCAAGAAAAACCAGUUCAAAAACAAUAAGCCAUCAUCAGCAACAAGAGCAUCAAGGAACUUCCAAGGUACAGGCUGUGGAGGAGGGCAAGGAUGAAUCUGCUUAUACCAUACCUCCAUUUAGGCAGAGAGAUGCAACUGAGGUUGAGGAGUAUCAACGCAGAACCAUUAAUUUUGGAAGAGGACUGGCUGAGCUGCAGCAGGAAGUGCACAAGAUGCGAGAAGCUACUCGGUACCAGGUUGACAAGAUCGUGGUUCAGAGGGAGGUUGAGGAAGCCAUGUCCUUUAGGAAGAAAAUUUAUGAGGAGACUGUGAAGGAGCCAGAGUUUCUGGUGAACGUGAGGGCCCACACUGUUUGGGAGAAGACCCCCCUGAAGUUGCUGUGCACUGUUCUGGGACAUCCUGCCCCUAUGGUCAAAUGGUUUAAGGACGGUGUUCUCGUUGAUCGGCUGAAUAAUCUAGAGAAGUACAAGCUGGAGAGCAAGUAUGGCGUUCACAGUCUGACCAUUGCCAGGAGUGACAUCGGUGACACCGGCGAGUAUACAGCUGUGGCCACCAACGUGCACGGCUCAGUUUCCUCCAAGGCCACUAUCACUGUCAAGAGGCCUGGAGAGGAGGAAGAGUUGUCGCAGCCUUCACUGCUUUCCUGCCAAAUCCCCUUGCUGUCAGAAAUACGUUACAGCAAACUUGAUAUCACCUUCCUGGAGAAGUUUGGUGUGAGCUUUGGAACAGAGGGAGGCACGGUUAGCCUGACUUGCAAACUGAUCAUUAACCCGGACCUUGUUAACCUGCCCCCUGACACUAUGUGGUACAGAGACGAUGAGCUGCUGAAGGAGUCUGAGUGGGUGGAGCUGAAAUCUGGAGGCAGUGUGGCUAAGCUAACCCUCCCCCACCUCAAUAAGGAGGACGAGGGCCUCUACACCCUCCGCAUGUGGACGAGGGACGGAACGACGGAGCACAGCGCGUACCUCUUUGUUAAAGAUGCAGCUGCUCCUGUAGCUGGUGCCCCUCCGGCCCCCAUGGAUGUCAAGAUCCUUGAUGUGAACCGAGAUUAUGUGUUUCUGUCCUGGAAACCUCCCAACACCACCACUGAGGGACCAAUUACUGGAUAUUUUGUGGACAGGCUUGAAGUUGGCGCUGAGGCCUGGGUCCAGUGUAACAGCGCCCCUGUACAGAUCUGCAAGUACCCCGUGCAUAGCCUGAGUGAGGGCCGCGCCUAUCAGUUCCGGGUGCGAGCAGCGAACAGCUCUGGCAUUAGCCACCCCUCAAGAGUCUCUGAGACAGUCACAACCCAGGACCCAACCGAGCUGGAACGGCUGCAAGUAAUUAAAAUUGAAGGAAGACGGGACAUUGUGAUUCGUCCAGAGGACUUAGAAGGUUAUGUGAAGGUGCCGGGACCUCCCACUAAGGUGCAAGCUUCUGAAAUAAGCAAGUCGUAUGUGGUGUUGAGCUGGGAGCCACCACAACCUCGCGGAAGGGAGCCAUUGUGCUACCAAAUCGAGAAGUCGGUGGGAGACUGUGCACACUGGCAGAGGCUGAACAUGCCCGUGCCCCUGAAAUCCCCCCGCUUCCCCAUAUUUGAUUUAGAGGACAACAAAAAGUACUUCUUCCGUGUCACUUCUGUGAAUAAGUAUGGGUCCAGUGAGCCUUCUGCCCCUACAGAGCCUAUCGAGAAGAAGGAGCUAUAUGGGGUUCCCUCAGCCCCUGGUCAGGUUGCUGCUACAAGAAACACAAAAACAUCCAUUUUUGUGCAGUGGGAUCCUCCCAAGAAUCCACACGGCCUCAUUGGCUACUACAUUGAUGCCUGUGUCCUGGGAACAAAAGCAUGGACUCCAUGUAAUCACAGACCGUACAAGCACACCAGGUUUGUGGUUCAUGGGUUGACUCCUGGGGAAUCCUAUGUGUUCCGUGUACAAGCAGUAAAUGCUUUUGGCCUCAGUGAUGAAUCUCAGGAGUCCUUGCCUAUCCAGGUGGCAGAUGCCCUUUCCACACCCACUCCCGCAUACGGGAUCGCCCUGCUCUGCUGUGAUGGAGCCUCCAUGAUUCUGGGAUGGAAGCGGCCCAGGUAUUCUGGUGGAUCCAAGAUAACUGGUUACUAUGUUGACCAGCAUGAGGCUUCUAGCACGGAAUGGAAGGAGGUUAAUGUGGUUCCUGUCAAGGAGAGAAUUUUAAAGGUUGAAAAUCUGAAGGAAGGAGCUUUUUAUGAGUUCAAAGUUAAAGCGGCAAAUCUUGCUGGAGUUGGACAGUCUUCUGAAAAUAGUGAACUUUUUCACUGUGAGACCUGGAACAUGCCAGAACCAGGUCCUUGUCAUGAUAUCUCUUUUUGUGAGAUCAGGAAUGACUCUCUGGUUGUUCAGUGGAAGCCCCCAGUUUACAUGGGUAAAAGCGCCGUCACUGGGUACUUCAUCGAAGUGUCCAAGAAGGGUACUGGCCAAUGGGCCGCUGUCAAUGACAAGAGUGUUGAUCACUGCUAUCUAAAGGUGUCCGAGCUGGAGAAAGGAGAGACUUACGUCUUCAGAGUGCGAGCGGCCAAUGCACAGGGUAUUGGACGGGCAUCUGAUGCCUCCGAGCCUGUGUGUGUUAAGGCGUUGCCAGGUACCAAGGAAAUUCAUUGUGGAGUGGAUGAAGAAACCGGAGACGUGUAUCUGUCCUUCGAAGCGUGUGAAGUGUCUGAGGUCUCGAAGUUUAUCUGGUCAAAGUCCUACAAAGACAUCACUAAUUCUUCCAGAGUGACAAUUGAAACCAAAGGGAGAAGAUCAAAAGUUAUCUUCAAAAACCCAGACAAAGAAGAUUUGGGAACGUACUCUGUCUUUGUGACUGACACUGAAAAUGUGUCUGCCAGCACCGUCUUAAAGGAGGAAGAGCUGAACAAAAUGCUGGAACUGAGCUACGCAAUCAGACAUCCAAUCGUUCCUCUGAAGACAGAGCUGGCCUAUGAGGUCCUGGAGAGAGGCCGCGUGCGCUUCUGGUUGCAGGCCGCGCGCAUGUCCCCCGCCGUUUCCUACCGCUUCAUCGCCAACGACAAGCAGAUCACCACCAGUGAGGGCUACAAGUUAAGCCACAAUGUUGCAACAGGAAUUAUUGAGCUCAUGAUGGAGCGUUUCACAAAGGAGAGUGAAGGGACCUACACGAUUCAGAUUCAGGAUGGCAAAGCGAAGAAUCAGUCAUCUCUGUUGCUCAUCGGUGAUGCUUUCAAGGCAGCUCUGAAGGAGGCCGAAUUCCAGAGGAAAGAGUACAUUAGGAAACAAGGCCCCCACUUCCAGGAUUAUUUGUAUUUCCAGGUGGAAGAUGACUGCACUGUGUUACUUAAAUGCAAGCUUGCCAAUGUCAAGAAAGAGACUGUCUUCCACUGGUACAAGGAUGAUGAGGAAAUUGUUCUCGACACGCCAGUCAACGUGAUGUCUGGAAGCUGUGCACUCCCUAUCCCACUGUUUUCCAGGAAAGAUCAAGGUAUUUACAAAGCUACCCUUAGUGAUGACAGAGGAAAAGAUGUCUCCCUAUUCGACAUUUCGGGCAAAGUGUUUGAAGAUAUUAUCAACGGCAUUGCUCACAUUGCUGGCUCCUCCGCGUCCGAGCUGGUGCUGCAGUGCACCCCAGAGGGCAUUCGGCUGCAGUGCUACAUGAAGUACUAUACCGAGGAGAUGAAAACACACUGGUUUCACAAGGAGAGCAAGAUCUCGUCCUCGGAGAAGAUGAGGAUCGGCGGCACUUCGGAGAUGGCCUGGAUGCAGAUCUGCGAGCCCACCGACAGGGAGAAGGGCCAUUACACCAUCGAGAUCCUGGACGGCACCACGUCACACACGCGCACCUUCGAUCUCUCUGGGCAAGCAUACAAUGAGGCGCAUGCGGAGUUUCAGAGGCUGAAGGCAGCAGCGUUUGCAGAAAAGAAUCGCGGCAGAGUGGUCGGCGGACUCCCCGAUGUCGUCACCAUCAUGGAGAAGAAGACUUUGAGCCUGACUUGCACCAUAUGGGGCGAUCCCACCCCUGAGGUCACCUGGUUCAAGAAUGAGCAGGAGGUGAUUCCUGAUGACCACAUUUUGAUCUCCUUCGAGGGGGGAAAGUUUUCAAGUCUUACCAUCAAGUGUGUGACCUCCGAAGACUCCGGGAAGUACAGCAUUAAUGUGCGGAACAAGUAUGGUGGCGAGUUUGUUGAGAUAACUGUAAGUGUCUAUAGGCAGGGUGAAGAAAUCCCUGAGCCCAAACUGGGACAGAGGUCGGGGGGGGGCGUAACCUCCAAAUCCUCCCCCCAAGCAUCUCAGCCCACUAAGUCCCCGAUGACCCCUCCCCAGAGUGCUAAGUCGCCCACUCCCGCUCCCUCAGUCAAGUCCCCCACUCCCUCUAGUGGCGCGAGGUCCCCCACCCCACGCCAGGAAACCAAAUCGCCCACCCCCCCCAGAAAUGUGAAGUCCCCGACUCCCCCCAGGAGGAAGUAAAGGGGGAAUGAGGGUGCAGCUAUGCAAGGAAAGGCAUGAGAAAAGACAGGAUAAUUAGAAUCAUACAUUAAUUGAAAGAAUGAAAAGAUGAAUCAGAAAAGUAGCAUGAGAGAGAGGUGGAGUGCACCUCAUCAGUUAUUGAAGUGCCUGAAUUCACAAAUAAAAUAAAAAAAGAAAAGUUUUAUUGGUUUCUUAAAAGCUGUAAAUCAAGUUUGCCACCAGAGUCUCAGAUGAGUCAUCUGCUUAUAUAGGCUAAACGUGCUGAUUCUAGCAGAUUCUUCCACAGGAAGUUAACCUGUCACCUCUCCAGAUAAACAAACACAAUUACCUGGUGCCAGUUACCUACUACUUUGUGCCAAUAAAGCAUGUGAAUCACC
Molecule: messenger RNA, 5128 nt
Organism: Brienomyrus brachyistius
Lineage: Eukaryota; Metazoa; Chordata; Actinopteri; Osteoglossiformes; Mormyridae
Gene: myom2a
Product: myomesin 2a
Exons: 38
Coding region: 210-4751 (1513 amino acids)
Molecular function (GO): protein binding
Source: RefSeq, a predicted model, not a curated record